AUGGCCCCCAAGAAAGACUUGAAGAAGGAAGCUGCAAAGGCAGCACCUGCCCCCCCUCCUGAACCAGAGCCCCCCAAGGAACCAGUCUUUGACCCCAAGAGCGUGAUGAUUGACUUCAGUGCGGACCAGAUUGAAGAGUUCAAGGAGGCUUUUGCCCUUUUCGACAGGACUCCAUCCUGUGAGAUGAAGAUUACUUAUGGACAGUGUGGUGAUGUCUUACGUGCCUUAGGACAGAACCCCACUAAUUCUGAGGUCAUGAAAGUUCUUGGCAAACCCAAACCGGAAGAGAUGAAUCAGAAGAUGUUGGACUUUGAGACCUUCCUCCCCAUGUUGCAGCACAUCUCCAGGAACAAGGACUUGGGCACGUACGAGGACUUUGUAGAAGGUUUGAAAGUCUUUGACAAGGAAGGAAAUGGCACAGUCAUGGGAGCCGAGCUUCGCCACGUGUUAGCUACACUGGGUGAGAAGAUGACAGAAAAUGAAGUGGAGCAGCUAAUGAUCGGUCAAGAGGAUUCGAAUGGAUGUGUCAAUUAUGAAGCUUUUGCGAAACACAUCUUAUCAGGAUGAAAAGUUCCACACCGAGUGUGAACAGUGCAGUUGCCAAUGAACACAUAACCAGAAGCAGUCAAAUCUUUACAUCAACAACCUUUCCUGAUUCCACACUGAUGUCACUCAGCGAGUGAGAAGCCAUUGUGUGUCAUUGGGAAGACCUACUCAGUCCUGACAUUAGCACUGA
This is a messenger RNA of Carcharodon carcharias (great white shark), 736 nucleotides long. RefSeq names its product myosin, light chain 4, alkali; atrial, embryonic (gene myl4). Gene Ontology annotation, molecular function: calcium ion binding. NCBI's taxonomy places the organism in Eukaryota, Metazoa, Chordata, Chondrichthyes, Lamniformes, Lamnidae. The transcript has 7 exons. The record is from RefSeq and is a predicted model, not a curated record. The coding region runs from base 1 to 567 and encodes 188 amino acids. Gene Ontology annotation, cellular component: myosin II complex.